Maylandia zebra (zebra mbuna) is the source of this 1035-nucleotide messenger RNA. The record is from RefSeq and is a predicted model, not a curated record. NCBI's taxonomy places the organism in Eukaryota, Metazoa, Chordata, Actinopteri, Cichliformes, Cichlidae.
AUGGCUCAGGAAAGACAAGAAAAGAUGAAAGCUGAUUUACGGCAGAAAAUUGAUUCCCGAGACCACAAGAUGGCCGAGGUCAAAUCAUCUGAAAUAAACUGCAAUAGUAGCUUGGAUGCCGAAUGGCUGGAGAUCAACAGUUUCUUCUCAGAGGUGAUGAAAAUUGCGGAGGAUGCUAAAGAGAAAGCAUGCCAGACUGUGGACGACAGGAGACGGAAAGUGAAAAGAGAAGCACAAGAUCUCACCCACAAGCUGCAAAGAGAAAUUGAUGUGCUCAAAAAAGCCACUGAUGACCUAGACAACAACCCAGACUUGGAGCUUUCUCCUGUAACAGGCCUGAAAGAAUCUGAUAACUGGAAAACUUUAUGUGACAACACUUCACUCUUCUUCGGGACACUGCGAGGUACGACUUCAGCCAUGAUGAAGCAAAUUGGCCAGGAAAUAGAAAAACUCGCAUCCAAAGACCUCGAGAGGAUUUCUACAUUUGGAGUGGACGUGAAGCUGGACCCGACUUCUGCACACUCAAGUCUUGUAAUUUCUGAUAAUGGUAAAGAAGUGAGAAAAGGUGGAAAAACAGCAAAAGAUCCUAAUUCUCCCCAGAGGUCUGAUAUAUUUGGAAGUGUCCUGGGGCUCAACAGGCUGACAUCAGGGAAAUCAUACUGGGAGGUGGAAGUCAGCAACAAGACCGGGUGGGAUGUGGGUGUGGCCAGAUGUGAUGCUUACCGCAAGGGGAAUUUUUUAGUGACCCCUGACAAAGGUUACUGGGUUAUUGUCUUUUAUGGAGACAAAAAAUACGCAACCCGGACAAUACCGCCCGUGUACCUUUCAUUUAAAGGGAAACCUCGGAAAGUCGGGGUGUAUGUAGAUUAUGAAGAAGGUCUCGUGUCCUUUUAUGAUGUGAUGUCUCAGUCUCACAUCUACUCAUUUACUGAGUGUUCGUUUGGUGGUGAGAUCCUCCCAUACUUCAGUCUCCAUCUGAAACCAGAUGAGAAAAACAGCGAUCCUUUGAUUAUAUCUGCUAUGGAAAAGCAGUAG